AUGAGCAAAAUCACCGAACUUCAUCAGUGGGCCGUGGGAUGUGGGCCGUGGCUUCUAACGUCAACGUGGGCCAAUCCGAUGGGCGAGUUUCUUCAAGGCGGGAACAUUCACCGCCAUUUUUUCCCUCAAUAUUUUGCCCAUUUCUUUUACAAAUCAAGGGGUUUUCCAAGUUUCUGUGGUGGAACUGUUGAUCAAUUUCUGUUGAAUCAAAGAAAAAGUAAAUGGAUACGUCAAACCCGUCUGUUUUCGUUAACGCGGAGCUACUACGGAUGUCAUCCUCCUGGACCUCUUUCGACAUUUGUCGAGGUAAUUGGCAUCGCUGACAGUAACCAAUCUAUUCAGGCUGAAAUAUGGACCAACUUCGGUGACAAUCUAGAUACAGCUAGCUACAAUCAAGUUUGCCAACUUGCCAAUGGGGAUUACAAACAUCUCUUUAUUUGA
This is a messenger RNA of Fraxinus pennsylvanica, 441 nucleotides long. Lineage: Eukaryota; Viridiplantae; Streptophyta; Magnoliopsida; Lamiales; Oleaceae. The record is from the annotation of a GenBank genome assembly.